CCCCCCCCAUGGGAUCUCGGGAUCUCUGCGCAGCGCGCAGUCUCUCUGCAGUCUGGUCCACUUCCGCAUAGCACAGCAGUGCUGAGGGAGGUGGGGGUGGUGAUGGUACUGAGAAGGGCAGCCUCAAGUGCGGCUUGCCUACUCUUUCAUCGGGCCAGCGCUUUUGCUCCUCCUUGCGGAAGGUUUCCGAUACAGACCUCGACUUGCAGGCGACAGGCCAUGUCCCAGCAGCAGCAACACCCACAACUCGGCGGGCAAGGCCGGGAGGCUUCGUCGACUGUUUUGGGGGCCUCCGCUCGCAAUGACAAUGUGUUCGCCUUCGAUUUCGACGGCGUGAUCUGUAACAGCCAGGGAGAGAGCAGCAGGUCUGGAUUCAGGGCGCUGCGGGUCCUGUGGCCGGAGAUAGCGGCGGAACUCCGCACCAAAGACGGGGGACAAAAGGAUUCCGACGACGCCCCGGCAUGGAUUCUCGAUAAGAUGAAGGAGCUGCGGCCAAUCGUUGAAACCGGUUACGAGAAUAUCCUCCUGGUUCGGCUUCUCAUCGAGGAGAGGCUGGGGUUGCCGGUGCUCUACCCUUCGGAGGGGCUGCUCGACUCAUGGGGACCGGAGGCUAGAGACGCGCUAGCCCUGCGGUACGGCCUCGGUCGAGAGGAGCUAGUGGACGCCUUCGGCAGCGCCCGAGACGAGUGGAUGGAGGUCGACUUCCAGGGGUGGCUGGGGGCCAACAAGUUCUACGAGGGUAUCCCCGAAGCGAUCUCCGCUUGCACGGGCGAGGUGUACGUCAUCACUACGAAGCAGACGCGGUUUGCGAGCGCCCUUCUCGAGCACGCCGGUAUCAAAGUCCCGUUAGAUCGUAUAUUCGGGCUAGGGACUGGUCCCAAGGCCAGCGUGCUGGCCCAACUGCAGACAAAGCACAGUGGGUGCACGCUUGUGUUCCUGGAGGAUCGAGUGGAGACUUUGGAGGCGGUGUGCGCCGACAGCAAGCUAGACGGCGUCCGGCUCUACUUGUGCGAUUGGGGCUUCAACACAGUCGCCCAGAGGGCGAGGGGGGAGUCCAACGACCGCAUAACUGUGGUCGGCACAGGGGACAUCGCGGGCUUGCUCGCGCCAUGAGUCCGAGGCGCGUCAAGCCGGAGAACGGCCUUGACUUUGCCGCCCGGCGCGGGAAUUCGCUGUAAAUGCCGUGCGAAGGAUGGUUGCUAAUGCUGUCAUCGCCCUUUUAGUGAUCUUUUCGGGCACCUUCGAAGCCGUAAAUGGUAGGUAGUUUUGGUUUCCUGGAUUAUUUUAUAGGUUUUGAAAAAGGUUUGAUGAUGCUGUCGAUGAUGUCGUGUGACCUCCCGGCUGUUGCGUCCAACACACGCCAAAAUCGUAAAGACGCGUAGAAUAGAGGGGAAGAAAGCACGAAGCAUGAUUUUGGCACAGAUGUGUCGCUUUUGGCGUAUGUACGUCAUGGAUAGGAGGAAUCAUUCCCACACGUCGGCUUGAACGAAUCCAGGAAGAAUGACGGAGGUUUAUUACAUAUUACCCUAGCCUUAACUCAAAGAACGACAUUCUCAUCGGGCACUAGGAAGAGCCUGUCGGGGGUGGGAGUGAUCUGGCUACUCUCAUGUGUCGGCGGGGUCGAUAUGACGCACCUUUGUCAGUGACACAUUCACGCCGCGUGCAUGCCUAGAUUCCUGUGUGCUGUGCUUGAAACAGCAUCUGCGGUUACACAAGUAUUGCUUGGGCUCGACUUAGGGCAUGAUUGCCGAAGUAACUCACUAAUUACUUUUUUCCUGAGCGAGCAAGAAGCGAUGUACACAUGCACGUAAGAAUCGUCACUUUUGUCCGAACGGGGCAACGAUAUGGUCGCG
Molecule: messenger RNA, 1853 nt
Organism: Ectocarpus sp. CCAP 1310/34
Lineage: Eukaryota; Phaeophyceae; Ectocarpales; Ectocarpaceae
Source: the annotation of a GenBank genome assembly